Molecule: messenger RNA, 3397 nt
Organism: Leucoraja erinaceus (little skate)
Lineage: Eukaryota; Metazoa; Chordata; Chondrichthyes; Rajiformes; Rajidae
Gene: haspin
Product: histone H3 associated protein kinase
Exons: 15
Coding region: 21-3371 (1116 amino acids)
Biological process (GO): mitotic cell cycle; intracellular signal transduction; protein phosphorylation
Cellular component (GO): nucleus; cytoplasm
Molecular function (GO): ATP binding; histone H3T3 kinase activity
Source: RefSeq, a predicted model, not a curated record
GCCGCUGCCGCAGCGCGAUAAUGAACAGGAUACGGACGCGGGGCAGCCGCUCGGCCGUGGUGCGGACCUACGGCAAAUACGGCAGCCGGGCGGUGAAGGGCCACAAGUGGCUGAGCCCGGACAUGGGGCCCGAACAUCUCUUCUCGUCUUCGGACUCCGGCAACGCCCUGCCCUCGACCAGCACCGACACCAGCGGCGAGUCGGUCGCCAACGUCAGGAAAAGACGACGCAAAGGAACUGCUAUUUUGCAUAGUGCUUCAAAUGCCAAGGUGCAGAAAAGAAAUGAUGUAAAUCGAAGAAAUACUGAAAGCCAAAAGAAGAGUUAUCACCUUCGAAAGAGAGGAUCUUUGUGUUAUAAGGAUAAUGACUCCAUUUCCAGUGAAGGCGAAAGUCAAAAAGACUGUGUAUUUGUGGAAAAGAAAGAAAAAUGUUGUCCUGCUUCUAGAAGAGAACUAAUUCCAACAGCUGCACAAUCCAAGUUUGUCACUUAUCGACAGAAUCUGCGGCGCUAUAAGGUGACGUCACGUAAAAUUGGAAAUACCCCGCUUCGACUGAGAGGAAUGGGAUUCCUUGGUAGAUCUGUUGAAUCUUCAGAAUCAUCUAUUUGUUUUGAUAAGUCAAAUGAAUUUGGGAAUUCCUCCAACACUUCACACCAUUAUCUACGUCCUCGGUUGGUAGAGAAACUGGAUAGGGCACCACUACAGACCAGCACACCCUCGUGUACUCGGAGAGUGAAAAUUAAGGGGCGAUCAAGAUGUAUCAUUCCUCUCAGUGGUGAAAUUGAGGAGGAUUAUGUGUGGAAGAACAAUGUUGAGCCUUGUGCAAAAGAAAGUACUGACCACGCCAGUGUGGUGGAUAUCUGCUGCUCCCAGCAGUACAAUACAUCAUACAAGAAAUUUGUCUCCACAGAAUUUUCAGAUUGUUCAGAGGUUGUUGGAUUGUUGGAAAAUAAAUCAGAUGGAAUCAGUGGUUUUGAAACUGACCAUAAUCAUGUGGCUUCAGUCAAAAAGUUUGAACCUGCAGCUCCAGUAGCUUCUCAUCUCUUCAAAGUACAGAAGAAUGAUUGGCAACGAACUUCACAGAACUCUUAUAACAGUAAGGAAUUAUUUUCUGCUGACAUUGAGCCAUCUCAAAUAUCUAGCAUGGAUGGUUUAUUGCAAGAAACAAAUGAUCUAAAGGUACAUGUCAGACAUCCUUCAGCAAUGUCUGGAUUAUUUGACUCUACCUUAAAUCUUGACUCGGUAAUUAAAAAGGAUGGACAUAAAUGUGAAAACAGAGCUUCCAACUUGAACAUUCAGCCUGUGGUACGACUAGAUCGCUUUUCAGCACAAAAUUACUUGCAUAAAAGUAGGUCAUUGACUUUGGAAGAUGACUCCCCUAAGGUGAAUUCUUUCCAUGAUGCUGUUGGAAAUAAAGAAGAAAUUAUUAAUAAUUUGCAGCAAAAAUUCAUAGCCCCAAAGGGUUUCGUUAAAUCUUCUAUUGGGCUUGCUCAUAGGCCUAUGCUUCUCUGUCAUCUUGAACAACACCAGCACUUGCCACAGAAGGGCAGUUUGAUUAGAAAUGGCUUAAAAGCAUGUCCAUGUGAUGGUGCUUUGGAUGACUAUGAAUGCAAAUUUCAAUUGAAGGAUGAAGAAUGCAAGUAUACGAAUAAUAGGAGUUUAAAGUCAUCUCCACCUACAGUGGAUCUGAACGUGCAAGCGGACCAAUUAAGUGGGGAUUCCUUUGUUCCAAAUAAGGCAAGGAUAGGGCCUAUAAUUGACACAGACACCUUGGAACAUGUAAUUGCUCAACAAAACCUAAAAAUAUUUUUGAAGGAAAAUGGUUGCCAGAUGAAAACAAAUAAGCUAUCUGGCCAAACGAACAUCAAAAAUGCCUCAAAAAUACCGAGUAAGCAGAGCACCUGCACUCGAUCAAUAAUUCAUAAAAACAUAAAACCUAUUUCAGCAACAGUGAAAAGUACAGAAGAAUCCACUUCGGAUGUACUUGAGCAUUCACUUCCGCAAACAACAGAGAAAAAGAACUUGCAAUCAACAUUUAUGAACUCAUCAUCGGUUCUCACGCCCUUGAGCUCUCGUAAUUGGUCUAGAUUCAAGGCAGCUCAUUCACUCCACAAAAGAAAGAAAGUUAUUACGCCUUUGAAAUUGGACCAAAGCAUUCUUGACAAAAGUCCAUUACAAAAAAUAAAUAGCUGCGAUCAAAGCGAUUUGGUUGCACCGCAGGAUAGGUUGAUUUUGAUGGAAAAUGUAUCUGCAACACCAAUUUGCAAGAGCAUUCGAAGAUCCAAAUCAUUGAGAUGUUCCUUGAUGGAACAAUUUUCAUCUGAAUUAUUACAGUCAGUGAUGCUAACAGAUGAAGAGAAAAUAUACCAUGAAUGUCAUCAAAAUGGACCAAUUUCCUUUAACGAAUGCAUACCAUUAGCCAAACUCAGGAAGUGUAAAAAAAUUGGAGAGGGAGUCUUUGGGGAAGUGUUUCAGACAAUAAACAAUGAUGGAAAUGAUGUAGUCUUUAAGAUAGUCCCAAUUGAAGGAGAGAAAUAUGUGAAUGGAGAACCACAGAAGAAGUUUGAAGAGAUUCUUUCUGAAAUAAUGAUUUCCAAGAAACUGAGUCAGUUGCGUGAAGAAAGUGAAAAUUCCACCUUUGGAUUUAUUUGUCUACAUUCUGUGCACUGUGUCAAAGAUUCUUAUCCUGCAGAGCUUCUAAAAGCUUGGGACAAAUAUAAUCGAAUCAAGACUUCUGAAAAUGAUCGUCCAGAUGAAUUACAGAAUGAGCAACUUUACAUAAUUUUUGAAUUUGAUUAUGGUGGUUGUGAUCUAGAAAGUAUGGAAACAAAGAUACCUUCCCUUGAAGAAGCAAGAAGUAUAUUGCAUCAAGUAACUGCAUCCUUGGCUGUGGCUGAAAGCUCUUUGCAUUUUGAGCACAGAGACUUGCACUGGGGUAAUGUACUUGUCAAGAAAACUGGCAUCAAGCAAGUUGAAUACAGAUUGUGUGGGAAAACUUUCAAUAUUAACACACAUGGAUAUGUAGCUCAUAUUAUUGAUUUUACCCUAUCAAGAAUGGGAGAAGAUGUUGUGCACUUUUGUGAUCUUUCCUCGGAGGACGAUAUCUUCCAUGGUCAAGGAGAUUACCAGUUUGACAUAUACAGAAAAAUGAAGGAGGAAAACCUUAACAAUUGGGCAGACUACAAUCCACAUACAAAUGUGUUAUGGUUGCAUUACCUGGCUGACAAAUUGUUAAACAUGCGCUACAAGAAAAGAACCAAAAAAUCUCUCAAAAUGCUUAAAGAAGUCUUUGAAGAGUUCAUGAGGGACUCUUUGGAGUAUCCAGGUGCUGUAGAUUUACUACUGUCAGGUCAACUGUUUCAACAAAAUUAAAAGAUUUUGCCUUUAAAUGCAGAAAU